AUGCCUGUCAAACACAUCGCGUUCCGACAAUUGCUCACCCUCAAAACGGAUUGCCUUCUUCCUACAACCCAGAAGCCAUACAUCAAGUCUAUUUCAGGUGGCCAGGAUAUCUCAAUUGAAGGACGCCAGAAUUCAUUCACGCAUGCAUUUGUUGCAGAGUUUGAGAGCGUAGCAGACCGGGAUUACUAUGUGCGAGAGGACCCCUACCAUGCCCAGUUUGCACAGGGUCUGGGGCCUCUACUUGGCGGUGUGCAGGUGUUGGACUUUUUUGUCCCUGAGUAG
Molecule: messenger RNA, 282 nt
Organism: Aspergillus wentii DTO 134E9
Lineage: Eukaryota; Fungi; Ascomycota; Eurotiomycetes; Eurotiales; Aspergillaceae
Product: Dabb family protein
Exons: 3
Coding region: 1-282 (93 amino acids)
Source: RefSeq, a predicted model, not a curated record